This is a messenger RNA of Colias croceus (clouded yellow), 938 nucleotides long. RefSeq names its product UPF0598 protein CG30010. Bases 106 to 798 code for a protein of 230 amino acids. The record is from RefSeq and is a predicted model, not a curated record. The transcript is spliced from 2 exons. Lineage: Eukaryota; Metazoa; Arthropoda; Insecta; Lepidoptera; Pieridae.
CAUACUCUGUGAUUACAUACAUUUCAUAGUGUAAAGUGUAAAUACGUAAACACUUGAACCUGUGACUUGAACGUUUACUUCUCGCGAUUUUUAAAUAUUUUUAUUAUGUUCUAUAGAAAUAUGAUUGGUAGAAUGUUAAAUGUUAAUAAGUUACAAACAGUGCAAACAAGUAACUUAAAAUAUUUAUUGUCUCAAAUAAGGUCAUUAAAAUAUGUUCAAGGGCAAGAACCCGAGCCAAAAAUUAGAGAAUAUUUUUACUACAUAGACCAUCAAGGUAUGUUAUUUUUAGAUGAUUCAAAAAUGAAGAAUUUUACUUCUUGUUUUAAAGAAAAGAAAUUUUUAGAAUUCUUCUUCAAAAGGCUUCGUUUAAACAGUAUGGGUAAAUAUGAGGAUGAUUUUCCUUACAUAUCACUGUGUGGAAGAGAAAGAAAUUACAUUAGAUGUGACGAUGUUCCAAUUGUUUUUACACAUAUUGUAUCUAAGGAGUCUCCCAAAAUGGAAUUCUUGACUUAUGCAUAUGUGGGUGAAUCCAUGAUGUUUAAAUUUAUGCCUGAGAAAAUCUAUAUGCUCCCAGAGACUGGAAGGGUCUAUCAUCCAGCUGAUGAAAAAUAUGGUGGGGUUGGUUUAAUACGAUCAAAACUAGCAAUUGAAUUAAGUAAAAACUUUACAUUUGCAAAAGGGGAUUCAUGUCCCCCAACCCACUUCAAUUGGGGUGAUAAUACCUAUGAAUUAGAUCAAUUUUGGUUUAAAGAUAAGGUGAAACAGUACAAAUUGAAAAUAAGAACAGUCCCUGAUUAAUAUAGUUUAUAAUUUAUAUACUUACAUUAUAACAUAAUUACAUAGAAAAGAGUGUAAAUACAAUGACAAAGUAAAUUUUGAUCAAGGUGUAAAAAAAUAAUUGUGCCUUUUAUCUGAUGAAUUAAAAAAAUGGGUUAUCA